Messenger RNA from Iphiclides podalirius (scarce swallowtail), 2310 nucleotides. The record is from the annotation of a GenBank genome assembly. Lineage: Eukaryota; Metazoa; Arthropoda; Insecta; Lepidoptera; Papilionidae.
AUGAGUGGGGACGCAGAAUAUAUUAGCACCAACUACAACAUGCGGAACAACGCAAAGCAAUCGUAUUGGGCGCAGCGGACGAACCUGGAGAAGAGGCUGAUGGUGGCGGCGGGCGUGGCCGGGAUGCUCGCCGUCGCCUUCCUCGCCGCCUUCCUUGCCACCGCCUACCUGAAGACGACCAACAUCAACGACAUGCCACAGACUAGUGAACUGAGAAUUUCUCCAUCCAUGCCGCCCGCGGUCAUCUCAAAAGGAUCGUAUGACGAUAUCUGCAAUACGCCGGGAUGCAUCCACACAGCGUCGAGGCUGCUGAACAACAUGAACGACCAGGUGGACCCGUGCGACGACUUCUACGACUUCGCUUGCGGCUCCUUCAUUAAGAACACGCGCAUCCCGGACGAUAAGACCUCCGUGAACACCUUCUCCAUCAUCACGGACCAGCUGCAAGAGCAGAUCAGGACCCUGCUGGAUGAGCCCAUCGCGAAGAAUGAGCCGAGACCCUUCGUUCUGGCCAAGACCCUGUACCAGGCGUGCAUGAACAGAACCGCGAUCGAGGCGCGCGGAGUCACACCUCUCCUGGACAUGCUGCGCCGUCUCGGCGGCUGGCCCGUCCUGGACGGGGACACCUGGGACGAGCGCUCCUUCUCCUGGGUGGAGUCGGUCUACAAGUUCCGCUCCGCCGGCUACUCCGUGGACUACUUCCUCGACUUCUCCAUCAGCGUCGACGUGAAGAACUCCACCAAGAGGAUCAUUGAUCUCGACCAGGCCUCGCUCGGCCUCAGUAGGGAGUACCUCAAUCGGGGCUUCAGCGACAAGCUGGUCCAGGCGUACUACGCGUACAUGGUGGACAUCGCAGUGCAGCUGGGGGCCGAGCGCUCCCGAGCCGAGGUAGAGCUGAAGGUCUCGCUGCAGUUCGAGAUGAAACUCGCCAACAUUUCCUUGCCACUCGAGAAGCGUCGUAACGCCACCAGCCUUUACAACCCCAUGACGAUUGCCGAGCUCGAGAGGACAUUCCCCACGAUUCCGUGGCUGACUUACAUCAACCGCCUGUUGGCCCCUCACCUCACGGUCGGCCCUGAGGAGAUCACCAUCGUCAACGUGCCUCAGUACAUCAGCGACCUGGAGGUGUUGAUGGAGACGACCCCCAAGCGCGUGCUGGCCAACUACGCGAUGUGGCGCGUGGCGGCUGCUUCCGUGUCCUACCUGACCGAGGGGGUCCGGAGCAGACAGCUCGCCUACGUCACCGCCCUCUCCGGGAAAACGGAGCGCGAGAGCCGCUGGAAGGAGUGCGCGGACACGACCAGCAUGAGCCUCUCGAUCGCCGUGGGCGCCCUCUACAUCCGCAAGUACUUCGACGAGGGCUCGAAGGCGAACGCCCUCGAGAUGGUCUCCGACAUCCGGCAGCAGUUCAGGCGCACCCUCGCCGAGGUGGAGUGGAUGGACGAGACCACGCGGCGCGCCGCCAUCGAAAAGGCGGACGCGAUGGCCGCCCACAUCGCGUACCCCGGCGAGAUGCUCGACAACGACAAGCUCACCGAGUUCUACACAGGGUUGGAGAUGUCCGCCGACAAGCUGAUGGAGUCGGUCCUCAACCUGACCCUCUUCGGAACUGAGUACCUGUUCAAGAAGCUGCGGGAGCCGGUCAACAAAACCGACUGGGUGACCCACGGCCGUCCAGCCAUCGUCAACGCCUUCUACUCCUCCAUCGAGAACAGCAUCCAGUUCCCUGCCGGCAUACUGCAGGGCGCGUUCUUCUCGGCGACUCGGCCCGCCUACAUGAACUACGGCGCCAUCGGCUUCGUGAUAGGCCACGAGAUCACGCACGGCUUCGACGACCAGGGACGUCAAUUCGAUAAGAACGGCAACCUGAUAGACUGGUGGGAGGCGGAGACCAUGCAGAAGUACCUCCAGAAGGCGAAGUGCAUCAUCGACCAGUACUCCAACUACACCGUCAAGGAGGUCGCCAUGAAGCUGAACGGGGUGAACACCCAGGGCGAGAACAUCGCGGACAACGGCGGCAUCAAGGAGGCUUACUACGCCUACGAGGCGUGGACCAAGAGGCACGGCGAGGAGCGCCGCCUCCCCGGCCUCGAGCGCUACAGCCCCAAACAGCUGUUCUGGCUGAGCGCGGCGAACACGUGGUGCGCCGUGUACCGCAACGAGGCGAUCAAGCUGCGCAUCACGACCGGCUUCCACGCGCCGGGCCGCUUCCGCGUGCUGGGGCCCCUCGCCAACAUGGCCGAGUUCUCGCGCGACUUCCGCUGCCCGCCCGGCGCGCCCAUGAACCCCAGCCGCAAGUGCAAGACUGUG